AAUAUUAAACUCUUGCAUUACAGUUAACCGAGUUAAGGACCGCGACGAGGAGAGAAAGAACACGAGCUGAGGAGCAUCUGCGGCGGGGAGGGGGAAAGCCGCGCUGCAGUCUCGCGGGACGCGGCGCCGUCUGCACUCUGCGUCAGUAUCUCGUGAGCUCCCAUCGUGUUCCCGUGUGCUUCCGCGCGAGCUAUACACACACCGCCAUAGGCCGCAGCUGCAGCAGCAACAGUCCGGUUCGCGUGCGCAUCUACGCAUUCGUAGGCACAAUUCGUAUUCAGUUCCACCGUCUCCGCAGAGCAGAGAAUCAAAAGAGCGCAUAGCCUAGUAGGUUAGUGCAGAGUACAGCGAGUGCUUACACGCGAGAGACACGCGCGCAGCCGCUCCCAGAGACCGAGGACUCCAGCAGCUGCCGGAGUAGAGAGCAGUGUGCCACUAGAAGAGUUACCGCGAGACUGUAGAAUGGCGGACGACGGUCACGAGAACGGAACGAGCAACGGCGACGUUCCCGAGGUGCCGGAGGUCCCCGAGAUCGAGCUCAUCAUCAAGGCCUCGACGAUCGACGGCCGCAGGAAAGGCGCCUGUCUCUUCUGCCAGGAGUACUUCAUGGACCUGUACUUGCUGGCCGAGCUUAAGACGAUCUCGCUGAAAGUGACGACCGUCGACAUGCACAAGCCGCCUCCGGACUUUCGCACCAACUUCCAGGCGACUCCGCCGCCGAUUCUCAUCGAUAACGGCGACGCCAUUCUCGAGGACGAUAAAAUCGAGCGGUACAUCAUGAAGAACAUACCCGGCGGUCACAAUCUCUUCGUCCAGGACAAGGAAGUCGCGACUCUCGUCGAGAACCUCUUCAGUAAGCUGAAGCUGCUGCUGCUCAACGCCAAGGACAAGGACAAGGACCCGAAGACGUCGUCGCUGAUGGCUCACCUGCGCAGGAUCGACGAGCACUUGGGCCGCAAGGGCACGCGCUUCCUCACCGGAGACACCAUGUGCUGCUUCGACUGCGAGCUCAUGCCACGGCUCCAGCACAUCCGCGUCGCCGGCAAGUACUUCGCCGACUUCGAGAUACCGGAGAGCAUGGUGCAUCUGUGGCGAUACAUGUACCACAUGUACAGGCUCGACGCCUUCCUUCAGAGCUGUCCUGCUGAUCAGGAUAUCAUCAAUCACUAUAAGCUCCAGCAGAGCAUGAAGAUGAAGAAGCACGAGGAGCUGGAGACGCCGACCUUCACCACGAGCAUCCCCAUCGAGGUCAACGGAGACUAGACUCGCCGAGGCAAGACCUUAGAACAUGCGUCCUCGUCCUCGCCGUUGCUACUGCUCCUCGUGAACUUGGACACGCUCCUCGCGUGCGGCGGCGGAUCUUCUCUCCUCACAACUAUAAACACACACACACACACACACACACGCGCACACACACACAGCUCGUGGUGGAAGAGACCGCUCGUCUCUGCAUCUUAUCUCGUAAUAACAUAAGCAUCGCUGCAUAUCACACACGUAGUGCAGACGCGCACGGACGGAGCGACGGACGAGAGACGGACGAAAGUGUUCUGGACGACACGAGAUGGAGAAAGAGAAAGAGAACGGGAGAGAUAUGUAUGUUAACGUUUCGAGCACAAGCGGACACGCGCACGCCUCUAGCGGUGCGCGACUUUUUCAACUUUUGAUAAUCGGGGCACAGCGCAAAAAACACGAGCCGACCCCAAGGCUUUAUUAAGGCAAAGUCCUCGACGACAGAAUCGCAUCCUUUCACGUACGUGCUGAUACGUGAAUAUGUCGGGGCGAUUGCAUAGCUUCAAUUAUCUUAAUUUUGUUUUUUUUUUAAUAUCGCGAGACACUUAUAUGCAUGUGCAUUGUAUAAGAUGAGACGCUUCGGCGUCGAGCGAGGUAAAUAAGUAUAUAAAGCUAAACGCUGGAUGGUCUAUAUUUUCUGCGCCGCCUUUUUUAUACGUAUGUACUGGUCGUACGUAGAUCUAUGAGGAUGAGAAUGAGAAUGAGUAAACAAGAGAGAAAGAAAAAUAUACAUUUUAUUCUUCUACAGCGCGAAACGCAUAUCCGUCCUUCCGAGCAACGAGUUUUGUAAAUUGUAAUAAAAGCAUUCAGGUGUAACAGAAAGUAAAACUACGAGCAGUUAACGAUAGACAGCGCACUUAAGCUGUACGCGUCGGAGGACUCGCGAAUGGAUCGGUAAAGUCUGCCGUGGCCAUCGCGUCGUUCGUUGAUAUACACUCGCUCGCUCUCACUCUCCAACGUCGACGUUGGAACGAUUCUUUUCAACCAAGUGCCAAAUUGUAUGCGCGCGCGCGCGCGCGCGAGAGAGAGAGAGAGAGAGAGGUAUCAAGAACGCGCGAUGCUGCCCUCCAAGUGCCCACUAGUCUUCCCCGAAACGUACAAAUUAUAUGCAACGCAACGACAACCGGUUUUAUUUUUGAGUGCGUGAGUGUCGAGCUACGUAUGCACGGCGUAAAUCAUUGGGUAAUCCAAUUGUUCGCGACAUUCAUAUGCGAGCCUUGGAGUUGAAUACGAAAGCUAAGAGUGCUACAAAAAUUGUGACGAGAGCGCUUUAGAACAAUUGUAUGUGCGACUAAAAAAAAUACUCUUUAUACGAAUAAAAAGGUUUGAAACGAAGCAAACUUUUUGCUAUUCAAUGGUGCGCAGUUGAAAAUUCGUUAAUAAUCUCUCGAAUUUUUAAUAGUCUAUAUAAUCAACGCGCAUUUUGUACUGCAUUUUGUACGCGGAUUAUUCUAAACGUUUUCAACUGUGCGAAUAAAUUACGCUGAACCUCUGUGCUUUUUCUCCGUGCAUAAUCUCUGUAACUUUGUCCAAUAAUUUACAUCGUAUUUAUCCCCCAUGUAUAUCUAUAAGAAUAGACCAAUGCAUUGUUGUACAUCCUUUAUGCGUUAUAAUGUCUUAUCGUUUUUGUGAUUACGGCGAGGGCCCCAGGCGGCGAACUUGAGAAAAGGCUAUCGUUAUCGCAAGAAUUGCGACUCGGUCUCUUGCGUAAUGCCUUUUUGCGACCUGCCUCCGCUGAAACGCGCGAUCACAUGGACGUAAGACGUAGAAAUAGAAGAUGCAGCCGUAGAAGGAGUGUUAUAUGUUGAUCGGCGAACGGUGUUUUCGCGUUGAUGCACUUGAAAUAUUUUUUUGGCAUUUUUAAAAGCUCAUGAAUAAAGAAAACAGCGGAUUGCUAUUUCUUGUAUUAUUAAUUAUAUUAUUAUUAUGAUUAUUGUAUUAUCGCAUAUUUGGUUUAUACUCGUAGAAAUCAAUAUACCAGUGUUUACAGUA
This is a messenger RNA of Nasonia vitripennis (jewel wasp), 3282 nucleotides long. It is a transcript of the gene Clic, whose product is annotated as chloride intracellular channel exc-4. The transcript is spliced from 4 exons. Gene Ontology annotation, molecular function: chloride channel activity. Bases 463 to 1263 code for a protein of 266 amino acids. The record is from RefSeq and is a predicted model, not a curated record. Gene Ontology annotation, cellular component: apical plasma membrane; cytoplasm. NCBI's taxonomy places the organism in Eukaryota, Metazoa, Arthropoda, Insecta, Hymenoptera, Pteromalidae. Gene Ontology annotation, biological process: chloride transport.